AUGGCUCGAGAAAGAUGUAAUCUUGACAAAGAAGCUGAAAUCCUCAAACUUUCCUCUUCUUCCUCUCCUUCUCCGUCUCCCCCCACUCCUCCAUCAUCGUCACGAUUACCGCCAUCCUUGUUCUUGAAUCCUUGUGAGGAAUCGCCGAAUCCGAGACCGGGAACUCCGGAUGUGGAGACACCCGUCGUGGCUUCCUCCGCACAGAAGCCUAAGGAGGAAGCUAAGCCGCCAGUAAGAUUCAGUAAUAGGUGCUCCACUUGCCGGAAAAAGGUGGGGCUCACUGGAUUCCGGUGCCAAUGCGGAGAUCUCUUCUGCGGCCGCCACCAGUACACGGACACCCAUGAUUGCUCAUUCGACUACAAGGCGUUUGGAAGGGAGGAGAUUGCUAAAGCCAACCCUGUGGUCAAAGCUCCUAAGAUCAUCAAGAUCUAA
Messenger RNA from Musa acuminata AAA Group (dessert banana), 432 nucleotides. Its product is annotated as zinc finger AN1 domain-containing stress-associated protein 15-like. NCBI's taxonomy places the organism in Eukaryota, Viridiplantae, Streptophyta, Magnoliopsida, Zingiberales, Musaceae. Gene Ontology annotation, molecular function: ubiquitin-protein transferase activity; zinc ion binding. The coding region runs from base 1 to 432 and encodes 143 amino acids. The transcript has a single exon. Gene Ontology annotation, biological process: protein ubiquitination. The record is from RefSeq and is a predicted model, not a curated record.